GUCAACAAGGUGAAAUGCGUACCGGGUUGUAAUACAUGAUACGGACCGCGUGACGUUUGUCAAGCUCAAAUUUUGUUUUAUUAUUCUGUGUCUCUCAGUUUCACGGGAUCGCUAAUUGGUCAAAUCCACCAUAGUCCCUAGUAAACUCCGCCGUCGAUUCCAUGGCAUCCCGCCACCACCACCACGGCUGCUCACAGCGCCAAAACCACCACGUCAUCAUCCCUCCAGUCGCCACGUCAUCACGCUGCUGCACCUACGGAGAUUCUACCCACCUUUCUCCUGAUAAUCUUCUUCAUCUCAUCGCUUCUUACCUCCAAACUCAUCAACAAGAAACGCAAUCUCCCGACCAAACCUGCCCCUGCGAAACUCCAUGUCGGAGAUCCAACGGUGGUUUCCACCAGCAUCAGAAGAAUAAUGUUCCGCGAGAACACGACGACCAUGUUAUCUUGUCUUGUCUCCUACGCAAAAUCGACGAUCUCGAGUCGUCUCUCAACGAGUUUGCAGGUCGCUAUGACCAACGUCGAGAUCGGUACUCUACACUGAGAGACUCCGCGGCGCGUGUCAUUCAAACGCGUUUCCGGCCUUACCUUGUUCGGAGGUCCGUAUCCUUUAGGCAUCUAAAGGAACUAGCUUUGAUCAAAUCCAGCUUCGUGUCUCUCAAAUCUUCGGUUGUUUUUCGGAAAGCUACAGACUUGCUUCUGCAGCUUGACUCGAUUAAGGGUAGGGUUGAUCCAAUGAUACGAAGUAGUAAGAGAUCAUUGAGCAGAGAUUUGGUGAGGUUUCUGCACUACAUUGAUGAUUGUGCUGUUAGGAGGUAUGCUUUGUUGUGGGUAGCCAGUUUAAAUUUAGAGGCUGGUGAUGGCAAAAAGCCUCAGGCUGUUGGGGUAGCAGAAGAGAGAAUAAUGGAGAAAUUGAGGAACCGAAUGGGGAAAGUGGUUGUUAGCAAUGGGGAGCUAGAAGAGUUGGACUCCAUGAGUGAUGAGAGUGAAGAACAACUGCCAAUGAAGAGUAGCUACAAGUUUGCGAAAGGCAAUGUAGUGAAGGCAAAACCCAUGGUGUCUGGUAAGGACAGGAAUGUGUAUGACGUAACUUCGAGUGAAGAGAAUGAUUCGGUUGUAGUGAUGUCCAGAGACAAUGAAAGGAAGCAUGGUUCGAAAACAAGGAACAUGGUUUUGGUGGAAGGAAGUGGAGGGAAAACUGUGAGCUUUGAUGAUAUAAGCCAUGUUCCUGUCACGGAUUUUUUUCUUCUUGUCGCUUUCUCCCACGAAUAUCUCUCAGCAGAACGCACUGAAAAAACGUGACCUGUCACGGGGUAAGUACAGUUCCAAACAUCCAAUCAAA
This is a messenger RNA of Brassica oleracea var. oleracea, 1341 nucleotides long. Its product is annotated as BAG family molecular chaperone regulator 8, chloroplastic. Gene Ontology annotation, cellular component: plasmodesma. Lineage: Eukaryota; Viridiplantae; Streptophyta; Magnoliopsida; Brassicales; Brassicaceae. Gene Ontology annotation, biological process: protein folding. Gene Ontology annotation, molecular function: protein binding. The record is from RefSeq and is a predicted model, not a curated record.